UAUUUUUAAUAAACAAAAAAACUCUAACGAUCUACUAAAUGUGUUGGAACAUUCGCCUAAGCCUUCGUCUGCAAUAAAUACUGAAAGUAUAAUUGCAGAUAAAAACUAUGAAGAAAACGAUUUAAAUGAUGUGCCUAUAGAUGAUGAACUUGAUUUGGGUAAUUUAAGUUCAGGACCACGUCAGCCAAUAUUAAAGGAGUAUCCUAAGACAAAAUUUGGAAGUCAAAAUCGAGGAUUUACACCUUCUCACUUUAGUGAGUUUAAUUGGCUCGAAUAUAGUAUUAAAAAAGAUAGCGUGUUUUGUUUUCCAUGUCGUAUUUUUGGAACUGCUCGUCAAACGGAAGAAACAUUUACUAUUAUAGGAUUUAAUAACUGGAAAAAA
Messenger RNA from Myzus persicae (green peach aphid), 382 nucleotides. RefSeq lists its product as uncharacterized. The transcript is spliced from 2 exons. NCBI's taxonomy places the organism in Eukaryota, Metazoa, Arthropoda, Insecta, Hemiptera, Aphididae. The record is from RefSeq and is a predicted model, not a curated record. The annotation marks the transcript as partial.